Messenger RNA from Miscanthus lutarioriparius, 609 nucleotides. The record is from the annotation of a GenBank genome assembly. Lineage: Eukaryota; Viridiplantae; Streptophyta; Magnoliopsida; Poales; Poaceae.
AUGGAGCCUAGGGAGGGCGUCUUGGAACUUCUUUUGGUCAGCGCCGAGGGCCUCAAGCAUGCUCAUCAUCACCCGCGACGAUCAAAAAGACAUUAUGUGACCAUUGAGUGCGGGGACAAAAUUGUGACGAGCAAAAUCACACAAGGUAGGGGUAAAAAGAUUUGGUGGAACGAGAAGUUCAGGCUCGCGCUGUCAGACGCCGAACGCAAGGAGCUGGAGAAGGUGACGCUGACGAUCAUGGAGAUGGACAAAUUCACAGAAGAGACCGCCGUCGGCGAAACCAGGGUGUACGUCGGCGAGAUCAUCAGCGAGGGCAGCGAGCUGGAGUUCCUGCAGAUGAAGCCGGCGGCGUACAACAUCGUGCUCGAGGACGGCACGUACAAGGGCGUGCUCAAGCUGGGCCUCAAGUUCAUCUCCAGCGUUAGCCUGGAGCAGUCGAGAGACUGCGUGCGGUGCCCUGCGCCGACGACGAAGCAGACGAGCGCCGCCGGGUACGGGCUGUUUCUCAACUUCGCGCUGCCGAGCAUCCCGUGGAGGAGGUUCUUCUUCUUCUGCAGUCGCUGGGCAUGGAACCAUGGACAAGCGCCGAGAAAGAGGUGUGAAGACUGA